This is a messenger RNA of Engraulis encrasicolus (European anchovy), 825 nucleotides long. Its product is annotated as testis-expressed protein 47-like. NCBI's taxonomy places the organism in Eukaryota, Metazoa, Chordata, Actinopteri, Clupeiformes, Engraulidae. The transcript has 7 exons. The record is from RefSeq and is a predicted model, not a curated record. Gene Ontology annotation, molecular function: blue light photoreceptor activity; FAD binding. The coding region runs from base 22 to 741 and encodes 239 amino acids.
UCCAGCUGUUCCUAUGCAACUAUGGCAGGAAAUCGGGUCGGUUUGCCAUCAGGCGUCAGUCCUUAUGUUAGUUCAUAUAAAAACUCCCUUUUUUCUGAAGUUGAGAAACAAAAAUCCUCGUACAAGAGAUGUUUUAUUCACAAGCUGAUUUACAUCGCAAGGAUUGCCAGUCCUGCUGAUGACGACAAAAGGAAUGCUAUUGCAGGUCACCACGAACAAUUUGUCAAUAAGAUUCAGAAAAACAACCAAACUGAAGGAAUCACAGGUCACCUGCUCAUAUACCAGGAUUGCAUCGUUCAUAUUAUUGAAACCUCAUCAGAGAAUCUGACACUCAUUAUGAAAGAUGUGAGUAAUUUGGAGCAAGGUGCCAACCCUCUGUUGAAGGAUGCACGGAUAUUGGUGAUCUCUUACGGUGUAUUCAACCGUAUGUUCACCUCCUGGGCCACACAAACCAUCUCCGUUUGCAGCGUACAGGAAAGCUCAGAGCAAACCGACCCUGAAGAACUGCUCGCCCACAUCUACGCACUGUGUACGUCCAUUCAGAAAACCAAGGGUCAGGGUACUAACGUCGUCCUUGCGGGGGAGCGAGCUCUGCUGCUGGUGGAGGAGGGGGUGCGUAACCUGUGCCAGAGUUCCAUGCUGCGUUCACCAUCAGACUUCCUGAACACUUACAAGAGGGCCAUUGAUGUCGUCCUGGAUUCCGAAAUUGUGUGGCCCACCCCAACACGCCUCUACUGGUAGACUGAAGUCAAAGAAGGCAAAGGCUUAUCCGUAUUUUAACGAUAAUGGAAAUAAAGGUAACAUAUCCCUUCACUCUACGAAGCA